Molecule: messenger RNA, 564 nt
Organism: Priapulus caudatus
Lineage: Eukaryota; Metazoa; Priapulida; Priapulimorpha; Priapulimorphida; Priapulidae
Product: ras-related protein Rab-39B-like
Exons: 2
Cellular component (GO): Golgi membrane
Molecular function (GO): GTPase activity; GTP binding
Source: RefSeq, a predicted model, not a curated record
ACCACGAACAACAACAACAACAUCAUCACCAGGAAAAACAACAUCGACGACGACACCGAUAAAAAAGAAUUCACCACAGCGCCCCCUGCCGCCGACAUGGUUGAACCGAUCUAUGACUACCAGUUCCGUCUGAUCCUCGUCGGCGAUUCUACGGUCGGCAAAUCAACGCUGCUGCGAUAUUUCUGCGACGGCAAAUUCGACGAGUCGUGUGACCCGACCGUCGGCGUUGACUUCUACUCGCGCCUCCUGGAGGUGAAGAAAGGAGUUAGAGUGAAGCUUCAACUGUGGGAUACGGCGGGACAAGAGAGGUUCAGGUCGAUCACCAAGUCUUACUACCGUAACUCCGUCGGCGGUCUCGUCGUCUUCGACAUCUCCAACCGCGAGACGUUCGACAGCGCCCCCCGGUGGCUGGCCGAGGCGCGAUCGCACGCGACGCCGCGACUACCGCGCUUCGUCGUCGUCGGCCACAAAGCCGACCUCGAAUCUCGCCGCGAGGUGGCGCGCGCCGACGGUCGCCAGAUGGCGCUCGAGCACGGCUGCGCGUACUUCGAGACGUCGGCGCGC